AUGGCAAACCUCUAUGUUUUGGCCCUUCUAGCAUUAUUUGCUUCUCUGACUCAGACCCAAGAGGUCCCUGUUCAGGCCCCGCUGCAAUUUCAAGCAGAAACUCUCCCCGUCGCACCACCUAUCAAUGCCUUCAAUCAAAUUGCCCUUGACGAUAUCACCCCUUCGGUAGACUCCAAAGGCUUAAUGAAAUGUUGUCCCCCGGGCACCUUCUUCGACGGCACCAGCUGCGUGUUUAAGCCCACAACAGUCUGUCCUCAAGGAACAAACCUUCACGAGGGGGCCUGUGUCACCGAUGAAAAGCCCACAUGCCCUCAAGGCACCGUCCUGAGCGAUGAAAAGUGUGUGUCCAACACAAACCCUAGCUGUGCUUCUGGAGCGCAUUUCGAUGGCAGCAACUGUAUCUCCACGCAGCUUCCCGCCUGUGACGCUGGCUUUGACUUCAACGGUGUAUCCUGUGUCUCCAAUGAGCAAAAGGUUUGCCCCGCGGGCUUCACCGUGGUUGAGAACCUGUGCGUUUCCAACUUGCCGCCUGUCUGCCCAACCGGCGAGAGGCUGGAUGGAGCAUCCUGCACCCAUUCCCAACCGCCGUCAUGUCUAGAUCAGAUGACUCUGAACAAUGGUCUAUGCACUCAGAAGCAAUGUCCUCUUUGUCCGACCGGUUUUACCUUUAGCGAGCAGACCAAGAGUUGCUCCCACGAGGAGAAGCCCGCCUGUCCAGUCGGCGCGACCUUCAGCGGACGUGUCUGCAUUUCUGAUACGGCGCCACAAUGCCAGAUAGGACAUUUCAACGGCUGGACAUGCGAGGCGCCUGAGGCCCCAAUGUGCGUUUCUGGCUCGUACUUGAUAGAUGGCAUCUGUACGACGACUCCUCAGGAUGGGGAGUGUCCCUCAGGCUUUACCUUCAACGGUAAACUUUGCGCUUUCAACAGCCCGCCUGUAUGUCCUCCGGAUGCCGUUUUGUCUCGGGGAAUUUGUGCUCUCACAGAUAAGCCGACUUGUUUAGAAGGCGCUUUCAAAGGAGCGGCUUGUGUUGUGCCUCAAGCGCCUACGUGCCCCCAAGGGUCCACUCUCUCAGGCGAGAUCUGUGUGUCCACGGUACCGCCAACUUGUCCUGACCAGAUGAUCCUCCGUGGGGAUGCCUGUAUCCGAACGAGUCCACCAGUUUGUCCAGCUGGGUCGGUCUCCGGCGGUGGUAGUCUCUGUAUUACCAUUGAAACCCCAACAUACGUUGUUGGCACACUCAAGGAUGGCAAAUGUAUCUCUAGCACGGGACCGGCCUGCUCAGGCCAAGCUGUCUUCGACGGUACCAACUGUGUGUCCCCUGGAGUUCCGACAUAUGCAUCGAAUUUUACAUUUAACGGCACCGCCUGUAUCUCGCAUGGCUCGCCAGCCUGUCCUGAAGGCGACGUAUUUGAUGGCAGGGUUUGUCUUCACAGCCAGCUUCCAGAGUGCCCUCCAGACACCCACGUUCGCGGAAACUCCUGUGCCACCCAGGCGGGACCUAACUGCCCCGAGGGCUUUGUCUUCUCACCCGAGGGUUGCAUUGCGGGGAAACUGCCAGACUGCCCGCCUGAAACGACCUUACAGGGAGAGAAGUGUGUCUCUCAGCAGCCGCCCACUUGCCUGUCUGGUACGCAGCUCAACAAUGGCUCCUGCGUUACUAUCAACAGCCCGCCAUGCCCUCCUGGAAGCGAAUUGCGUCCAGAGGGUUGUGUGACUAUUACUGUCCCUUCGUGUCCACACGGAACCACGCUCAAGGAUAACAAAUGCGCUUCGGAUAACGGACCGACUUGCAUCCUUCCACUUAUUGCCUUGGGUGAUAAUUGCAUUUCUCCUGAAUUGCCGGUUUGCCCGGCAGGUACUCUGUUAUCUCAUGGUAAAUGCAGCUUGUCUCCCUCACAUGGCUGCUUCAGUAUGCAGUAUUGCCCUCCUUUGUAA
Molecule: messenger RNA, 1938 nt
Organism: Fusarium sp. VM40
Lineage: Eukaryota; Fungi; Ascomycota; Sordariomycetes; Hypocreales; Nectriaceae
Source: the annotation of a GenBank genome assembly